This is a messenger RNA of Nematolebias whitei (Rio pearlfish), 1411 nucleotides long. It is a transcript of the gene tfdp1a, whose product is annotated as transcription factor Dp-1, a. Gene Ontology annotation, cellular component: nucleus; transcription regulator complex. NCBI's taxonomy places the organism in Eukaryota, Metazoa, Chordata, Actinopteri, Cyprinodontiformes, Rivulidae. The coding region runs from base 154 to 1392 and encodes 412 amino acids. The record is from RefSeq and is a predicted model, not a curated record. The transcript has 12 exons. Gene Ontology annotation, molecular function: RNA polymerase II transcription regulatory region sequence-specific DNA binding; DNA-binding transcription factor activity, RNA polymerase II-specific. Gene Ontology annotation, biological process: regulation of transcription by RNA polymerase II; regulation of cell cycle.
GGCGCUGUUGUGAAUCGAGGCUAGCAGAGACUGAGCUGGGAAGGCUAGUUGACGUCUCGCUAACUUGUGAAGUCCGCUGGGGUCUGAAUAUUAUUGACUGGAAGAAUAAAAUAUUUUUAUCCUAAACUAAACUCCUUCAGGUCCUUUGGGAUCAUGGCUAAAGAUGCUGGUCUGAUUGAAACAAAUGGAGAGCUGAAGGUUUUCAUCGAUCAGAAUCUGAGCCCCAGCAAAGGUGUCCUCUCUUUGGUUACUGUCCAGCCUACAGCUGCCCCUGUGGCCAAACAACUACUACCCAAAACCCUUGGGCCGUCCAACGUGAAUGUUACUACACACAUGCAACAUGUGUCACACAUGGUGAUUGGAACACCCCAAAGGCCAACAGUAUCAAAUACGAUUUUGUUAAACAGUCCGCACACACCGAGCUCUCAGUUCCUCACUCAGAGUCAACCAGCUGAUGCCUCUCCUUGGUCGUCAGGAAAGCGGGGUAAGAAAGGGGAGAAGAAUGGAAAAGGUUUGAGGCAUUUCUCCAUGAAAGUGUGUGAGAAGGUGCAGAAGAAAGGAGUGACCACUUACAAUGAAGUGGCAGAUGAGCUGGUUGCAGAAUUCAGCUCUGCAGACAACCACAUGUCACCUAAUGACUCCCACGUGUAUGACCAGAAGAACAUUCGGCGGCGUGUUUAUGAUGCACUGAACGUGCUCAUGGCCAUGAACAUCAUCUCAAAAGAGAAAAAAGAAAUCAAGUGGAUUGGCUUGCCCACCAACUCUGCGCAGGAGUGCCAAAACUUAGAGGCGGAAAGACAAAAGAGGCUGGAGAGGAUCAAGCAGAAACAGUCACAGCUUCAGGAGCUCAUACUGCAGCAAAUAGCCUUUAAGAACCUCGUUCAGAGGAACAGACAGACAGAGCAGCAAGCAAACAGACCUCCACCUCCCAACUCCAUCAUCCACCUCCCCUUCAUAAUAGUCAACACCAGCAAAAAGACUGUGAUCGACUGCAGCAUCUCCAAUGACAAGUUCGAGUAUUUGUUCAAUUUUGACAGCAUGUUUGAGAUUCAUGAUGACAUUGAGGUGCUGAAACGAAUGGGCAUGGCCUGUGGCUUGGAGGUGGGAAAGUGUUCUGCAGAGGAUCUGAAAGUUGCACGCAGCCUGGUGCCCAAAGCUUUGGAGCCUUAUGUUAUAGAGAUGGCAAAAGGUCCGAUCAGUAAUGUGUACAUCACAGGAGGAUCCUCAGCCAACGGAGCCCGUUACACUGCCGGCAGUGAUGGUUGCACAGAUGGCACCAUUGCGUCUAGUUCGAACGACUCUCACUACAGCGGCUCUCGUGUGGAGACUCCAGUGUCUUACAUGGGCGAUGACGACGAGGAUGAGUAUGAGGAGAACGAUGAUGAAGACUAACCCUGCUACACCUCCCCUC